Messenger RNA from Cylicocyclus nassatus, 731 nucleotides. Lineage: Eukaryota; Metazoa; Nematoda; Chromadorea; Rhabditida; Strongylidae. The record is from the annotation of a GenBank genome assembly.
AUGCAGAUCCAAACACUGCGACAGUCAUCUUCUGACAAGUUUUCAAUGUCAAACAUACUGUGCCUUGUCCUCUUUGCAGCUGUCCUUAUAGUCUUCGCCGGAGCUCACAGAAUUACAGUGAGGGGUACUUUCUACUGUGAUAAAAAUCCUAAUGCUGUGGUGCUUCUCGAGCUGAGGGAAAAAGAUAUUCUCGAGGAGGAUCUGCUCAAUUGGAAACUUGUGGACGGCAAUGGAGAUUUCGAAAUUGAUGGGCAUGAUGAUGAAUUGUUCAGUUUUCAGCCCUACCUCAGGAUUCGCCACAACUGCAAUUCCGAGCCAAUGGAAUUUAUCCGUAGCUUCGGAGUUCGAAGAGGCGCUGUAACUGUAGAUUUGGAACAAGUGCAUCUUGAAGAGGAAGAAGAUUAGCUCUGCGUACAAGCUGUGAUUCAUUUGCCAAUAAAAAUUAUAGUUAUAGUAAGAAGUAAUGUGCUCGUUAUGCAUGUUUCCCCUCUAUCCCUGUGCACAUUACUUAGUUACCCCCAUGGCUUUUCGAGAAGCUCAGCACUAACGCCAAAACUUUCCUGAAUUUUUCAAAAUCUUUAUCCUGAAAUUUGAAGAGCGGUAGCUGUUAUGUAGAGCAAACCUUUGCUUCAUCACACCCAUUUUAGUUUGCGUUUAUCAUGUUUAUUAAAUCUGUAAUAACUGAUUAUUUGAAAAAAAUCGCUUUUUUUACCACGUUUAGCAUGUGAGAG